CGGGGGUCCCAGCCAUGCUCAGCCGUCUGGGAGCGCUGCUGCAGCAGGCGGUGGAGACGCGGGAGCCCAGCGUGGAUCUGCUGGAAGCCUUCAUCGAGCACUGGAGGGGCAUCACCGGCUACUACCUGGAGACCACAGACGAGAGCGUCCCGGCGCGGCAGACGGACAUCCCGUGGCGGCUGCGGCAGAUGUUGGACAUCCUGGUGCACGAGCAGCGGCAGCGGCCGCCGGGGGACGCGGGGCCGUGCCUCGAGUUCCUGCUCCAGCACAAAGUGCUGGAAACGCUGGGAACGCUGGGAAAGGCCGAGUAUCCGGCCGGGAUGAGGCAGCAGGUCCUGCUUUUCUUCAGCCGCCUGCUGGGGCAGCUGCAGCAGCCACUGCUGCACUACCUGAGCGUCCUGAGAGCCGUGCAGAAGCUGCUCCAGCUCAGCGGGGACCGCCUGGGCUCCGGCACGGAUAAGGAGGAGGCUCAGUUCGCUGCAGUGCUCUGCUCCAAAAUCCAGCAGGAUCCCGGCCUGCUGCCCCAUAUCCUGCAGGGAAAGAGCAUCCUGAAUGGGAGGAGAGCCCCGGGCAGCCCCAGGGAUGAAGGUCUGGAGCAUCCCCCGGGCAGCGCUGCCAGCUCCCCACCCCGCAGGGACAGCGACCUCGUCACCUGCCUGGUGGGGCUGUGCAGCAGCAAGAAGAGCCGGGUGGCGCUGAAGGCUCGGGAGAAUCUGCUGCUGCUGGCGGGGCUGUCGCAGGAGGCGGCUGCCACCAGCCUGGCGCGGGGCAGUGCCCUGUGCCAGCUGCUCACGGGACACCUCUGUGACCUCUACAGCGCCGUGCCCGCGGGCACCGACCCCGCCGAUGUGCUCGCCAUGGAUAAGGCCAGCUGGAGGUCGCAGGGGGAUGGUGCUGGGGAUGGGAGUUUCCCAGGGAAGGAGAGCCUGGCUGAGUUUCUGAGCUGGCUGGACUUCGUGGAUGAGCUGGUGAUGGGAGCCCACCCGCUCGUGGCCGAUGCCAUCACCGAGGCCGUGGAGGAGAAGUUUUUCCAAGGAAUCCUGCAGCCGCAGCUCCUGCAGAUGUCGGAGCUGGCCGUGCUGGGCGCCACGGCCGUGCUGACGGGGACGGUGCGGCAGCUCCGCGCUCCUGCCCUGCUCCACCGCCUCGUCCUGUUCCUGCUGGGACCCCAGCGACACCCCGAGACCCCCGGGGACACCCCCCACCCCCUGCGGGCACAGCUCAUCGAGCGCUGCGAUCACCUGUGCGACGAGAUCAGCCUGGCCAGCCUGCGGCUCUUCGAGGAGCUCCUGAGGAAGCCCCACGAGCACGUGGCUCACAACCUGGUGCUGCGGAACCUGGAGGCCAGGGCUUACCUGCAGCGUGGCCCCGAGGAGCGAGGGCCCCCCGAGACUGACCCCGAGGAGGACGGGCUGGACCUGGAGGAGGAUCCCUAUUUCACCGACGGAUUCCCAGACAACUUUGGGAGCACGAAAAAUCCUUCCCCGGCAUCCACCCCGUCGGGGAAGGGGCAAGUGAGCGAGGUGGUCAGCAGCUUCCUCUGCCUGGUCCCCGAGGAGGCCAAGACCUCCUCGUGCAUGGAGGAGGGUGGAUAUGACACCUACGUGCACGAUGCCCUGGCAAUGGUCCAGGCGUGCCGUGCCAGCUCAGCCCCAUGGGGGUGGCCCUCGUCCCCCCGGCCCCUGGACUCGUGUCACCCCGGAGUGGCUUUCUACGAGGGACAUUUCCUCAAGGUCCUGUUCGACCGGAUGAGCCGGAUCCUGGAUCAGCCCUACAGCCUGAACCUGCAGGUGACCUCGGUGCUGUCCCACCUGGCUGCCUUCCCCCAUCCCCACCUCCACGAGUACCUGCUGGACCCCUACCUCAGCCUGGCCCCCGGCUGCCGCUCGCUCUUCUCCGUCCUCGUCAGGGUGAUCGGGGACCUGAUGCAGCGACUCCAGCGUGUGCCCCACGCCAGGGCCAAGCUGCUCCUGGUGCGCCAGCAGCUCCUGGGGCUGGUGCCAGGAGAGCAGAUGGAUCACACGGUGCUGUUCAAGGGCGUGGUGGUGCUGGAGGAGUUCUGCAAGGAGCUGGCUGCCAUCGCCCUGGUCAAGGGGCCACCCGAGGGGCCACCCUGAGCCCCUCCCUCAGCUCCCCAUCUUUGGCCAGGCUGUGGUGGCCACUGGA
Messenger RNA from Sturnus vulgaris (Common starling), 2166 nucleotides. It is a transcript of the gene FHIP2B, whose product is annotated as FHF complex subunit HOOK interacting protein 2B. Lineage: Eukaryota; Metazoa; Chordata; Aves; Passeriformes; Sturnidae. The record is from RefSeq and is a predicted model, not a curated record.